AGUUUAGGGUUUAAAGUGGGUAGGUAUAUCAACACCUCCGUUUUCUGCUUCACUCCCUUUCUCUCUCUUUCGUCUCUCUCAUUUUUCCAGCGCUCAACCAUGGCAUUCGUGAAAGCUCAAAAGACAAGAGCUUACUUUAAGCGAUUUCAAGUUAAAUUCAAGAGAAGGCGUGAGGGUAAGACUGAUUAUAGGGCCAGGAAUCGCCUGAUUAAUCAGGACAAGAACAAGUACAAUACUCCCAAGUAUCGUUUCGUUGUGCGAUUUACAAACAAAGACAUAAUUGCACAAAUCAUUUCCGCUAGCAUCACUGGUGACUCAGUUCUUGCUUCGGCGUAUGCCCACGAGCUUCCUCAGUAUGGACUCAAAGUUGGUCUCACAAACUAUGCUGCAGCAUACUGCACUGGCCUUCUUUUGGCUCGAAGGGUCUUGAAGAUGCUUGAAAUGGAUCAAGAGUAUGAAGGAAAUGUUGAGGCAACCGGGGAAGACUUCUCUGUUGAACCAGCAGAGACUAGGAGACCUUUCCGUGCUCUCCUUGAUGUUGGUCUUAUUCGAACUACUACUGGAAACCGUGUUUUUGGGGCACUGAAGGGAGCCCUGGAUGGAGGAAUUGAUAUUCCUCACAGUGACAAGCGAUUUGCUGGGUUUGGCAAGGAUGGCAAGCAACUUGAUGCUGAUGUUCACCGCAAAUAUAUCUAUGGUGGUCACGUUGCUGGCUACAUGAAGACAUUGAUGGAAGAUGAGCCUGAGAAGUACCAGUCACACUUCAGUGAAUAUAUCAAGACAGGAAUUGACGCAGAUGGUCUUGAGGCAUUGUACAAGAAGGUUCAUUCUGCUAUUAGGGCUGACCCUACAGCAAAGAAGUCUCAGAAGGAGGCUCCUAAAGCACACAAGAGGUACAACCUGAAGAAAUUGACUUACGAGCAGAGGAAGGCUAGUUUGAUACAGAGGUUGAAUGCUUUGAACUCGGCAGCUGGAGCUGAUGACGAUGAGGAUUCAGAUGACGAGUGAGGACAACUUGGUCAUAGACAUCUAGAUUUUGUUACACCUUGAAGAAAUUCAAUUUUGUUAGUUGCUUUUACAGGUUGUGAAAUAUUUUUCUUACAAUUGUGUUUUGAUGUAUGGUUUUGCUAUGCCAAACGUUCAACUGUAGCUGGAUCAAUUUUAAGCUGCUACAACUAUAGUUCUAAGCCUUCUAUUUUCCUUUGUCUGUUUACGCUACAUUAGCUAUUGCGGAGUAAAUGAUUAUGCUCAUGAACUAAUACACGAGCUUCAAAAUUGAA
Chenopodium quinoa (quinoa) is the source of this 1280-nucleotide messenger RNA. RefSeq names its product 60S ribosomal protein L5-like. Gene Ontology annotation, cellular component: cytosolic large ribosomal subunit; ribosome. Bases 100 to 1008 code for a protein of 302 amino acids. NCBI's taxonomy places the organism in Eukaryota, Viridiplantae, Streptophyta, Magnoliopsida, Caryophyllales, Amaranthaceae. The transcript has 9 exons. The record is from RefSeq and is a predicted model, not a curated record. Gene Ontology annotation, biological process: ribosomal large subunit assembly; translation. Gene Ontology annotation, molecular function: 5S rRNA binding; structural constituent of ribosome.